This is a messenger RNA of Canariomyces notabilis, 651 nucleotides long. Its product is annotated as putative exosome 3. Lineage: Eukaryota; Fungi; Ascomycota; Sordariomycetes; Sordariales; Chaetomiaceae. Gene Ontology annotation, molecular function: RNA binding. The transcript is spliced from 3 exons. Gene Ontology annotation, cellular component: cytoplasm; nuclear exosome (RNase complex). Gene Ontology annotation, biological process: RNA processing. The record is from RefSeq and is a predicted model, not a curated record. The coding region runs from base 1 to 651 and encodes 216 amino acids.
AUGGCGACCUCGACCGCCGCCCGGGCUGCACCGCCCUCCCUCGCCCUCCCCGGCCAGCUCCUCGGCCCUGCAUCCAAAUAUCAGCCAGGGCCAGGCACACACGUGCACGAAUCGCACCUGUACUCAUCCCUGCUCGGCACCGUCCACGUCACCCAGCCAGCGAAAGCGCCCGGGCCAGCGAAGCGGUUGACAAAAAUCACACCGGCUCCCGCGCCCGCAGAGCUGCCAACCAUCUCGGUCGUCAGGACGGCGCCGGGGAAGCACCGCGAGGUGCUGCCCGAGGUGGGCAACAUUGUGCUCUGCCGCGUGAUCCGCAUCACGCCGCGCCAGGCCGUCGUCGCCAUUCUCGUGUGCGGGGAUACCGUGCUGGACGCCGAGUGGCAGGGUUUGAUCAGGGUGCAGGACGUGAGGGCGACCGAGAAGGAUCGCGUCAAGAUCUACGAGAGCUUCCGGCCGGGGGAUAUCGUUCGGGCCGAGGUGAUUUCGCUAGGUGACCAGGCCAAUUACUACCUCUCGACGGCGCGCAACGAGCUGGGUGUCAUCCUAGCUACAAGCGAAUCUGGGAACACCAUGUAUCCGGUGAGCUGGAAGGAGUUUCGAGAUCCAGAGACGGGCUUGGAGGAACUCCGAAAGGUCGCGAAGCCCUUCUGA